AUGCAACUCUUCAAAUCCCUUUUUAUGCUAUCUUCCGUGACUUCCUUUGGGGUGUUGGCUGCUGCACCAAAGCCUCAACCAGUGAUAGACAAAGGAACUGCCUUCACUUGUUUUGACCUUCCUGGAUUUCCAGCGGGGUGGUGUGCCUCUAAAAUAGGCACCCCAAAUGGAUUUAAUAAAAAAGUAAACUUUUAUACAAUUGUUGGGGCAAACCAAGUGGGGGCUAAAAAUCACUUGAACUACAAUUGUGAGGGCCUGAAUCAGGAUGGUAACAAGUGCUGCAAAUCAGGUUUCAUACCAAAAUUUGAAAACAAUGGGUACGCUGCAGUCAGCGAUGAUGAUUGCCAGACAAAAGCAGGAGUGCCAAAGACACCAUGA
Messenger RNA from Puccinia triticina, 378 nucleotides. RefSeq lists its product as uncharacterized. The record is from RefSeq and is a predicted model, not a curated record. The transcript has 3 exons. NCBI's taxonomy places the organism in Eukaryota, Fungi, Basidiomycota, Pucciniomycetes, Pucciniales, Pucciniaceae. The coding region runs from base 1 to 378 and encodes 125 amino acids.